GAGGCAGAUUGAAAUCUGGAGGGCAACUGGCAGGAGGCGCGGGCACAGAGAGCGCAAAGAGCGAGUGAGAUGCCACCUGAGAGCUCCACGAUGAGGAGACAUCGCCAAGAAGUGAGACUGUGAGCUGAGCGCUGGGGCAAUAAGGGAUCAGUGAACAUAUGGGCUAAACAAGCAACAGAUCCCAUGUGAUUCAGGUCUGCACAAAGGAGACAGAGGCAUAACCCGUGUGUGCAGGGGGGAUUGUAUUAGACAGACCGGUUAUGAUCACAAGCUGUGGAAAGAGACUGCAGGAGAAAGACACAGCAGCCUGGCAUCUGGAGACAUGGCAGGGCAAACGGUCUGGAGGGGCUGACUGGGUACUUCCAGUGUCUGUGGGUUUGCUGUGAGUGGCAUCAGGACCCUGUGGAUUAUUGGAUCUGAUCUCCUAACCCAUCAUCUGAAAAAAGAACAGAACUACAUUCAAGCUCCGGGAUUCCUGUGAUCAAGGAGAAGGAAUAAAAGCAGUUACCAGAAAAGACAAAUGAAUGAUCAUCAUGCCACCAGGAACUUUACUUCUCGCUGCCUUCUGCCUCCUGGGGACAUCAGUCUCUGGAACGCGUCCUUAUGUUGUGUUUUCUCAGAACAACACGGUAUUCAAUCACCUCACACUGGACGCCAACACAGGGACCCUGUAUCUCGGGGCCACGAACUACCUUUACCAACUCAACGAGGAAUUGGAGGUUGAAAGUGUCGUAAAGACGGGACCUGUGUGGGAUAGCAAGGAAUGCUUACCCCCCGUGUCCACAGACUGCCCCCAAGCUCAAAAUACAAAUAACCAUAACAAGCUGCUGCUGGUGGUGCCAAGUCAAGAGGAGGUCAUCGUGUGUGGGAGCGUUUACCAAGGGAUUUGCGAGAAAAGACGCCUGGGGUCUCUUAAUACCGUCCUAUUCCGGCCAGAGAGGCCCGUGGACACGCAGUAUGUAGCCGCUAACGACCCUAAUGUUACCACAGUUGGCUUGGUUGGACUCGCUAAAGAUGGGUCACCUCUUUUGUUUGUGGGACGAGGCUAUACCAGCAAAGGAGCAGGCGGCAUUCCACCAAUCACCACUCGGAACCUGGAAGUUGGGGACACCGGUGAAAUGGAAUCCCACUCUGUCUUCUCCUACGAAGACACGGCCAAGUUAGCGGUGGUUGGACGGCUUUCCGAGUACAACCACCAUUUCGUCAAAGUCUUCAACCACCAGUCUAGCGUUUACUUCCUAUUUUAUCGCCGAGACCUCAAAUCACAUUCCAGGGAGUACAAAACCUACAUUUCCCGCAUCUGUCCAGACGAUUCGCACUACUAUUCCUACGUGGAACUGCCUCUGAGCUGCGGUAGCAACAACAAAAACUACAACCUUCUUCAGGCUGCUUAUGUCACCCAACCUGGAGAGAUUUUGGCAAAAGGAGCCAUAAAUACUAGCGGGGACGUCCUGUUCGCGACGUUCUCCCAGUGGCAGGCGGCUUCUGGGAAGGUUAGCGAGGAGUCGGCUCUGUGUUUGUAUUCUCUGGAGCUUAUCGAUCGCUUAAUCAACCAGACAAGAGACAUCUGCUACACCAAGGACGGCAAAGCAGAAGAUGGGAGAGAGGUAGCUUACAUUGAAUAUGACGUCAAGUCAAAUUGCGUCCAACUGCCAUCGGAUACCCUUGACGCGUACCCAUGUGGCUCCGAUCAUACCCCGAGCCCCAUGGCGAGUCGGGACUCCUUGGUUGCUGCGCCCGUGUUUGAGAGUACGAGCGCUCGCCUCACCGCCAUUGCCGUGAAUGUGGAAGAUGAUCACACCAUCGCCUUCAUUGGGGACAGCAAAGGACAACUUAGCAAAGUUUACCUGGGCGGAAACGGAGACUCCAACCUGUAUUCGGUUUUACCCAACCAGUCAAACACAGCUGUGUCGGCCGACCUCCUGUUUGAUCAGCAAGAGAAGCAUUUAUAUAUCAUGACCCAGUCCAUGGUGACCAAGGUUCCGCUCUCUGAAUGCUCUCAGCACGCCGGCUGUGAGUCCUGCCUCUCCGCCGGGGAUCCUUAUUGCGGUUGGUGCGUUCUUGAUGGCAAAUGUAGCAGGCGCCACGAGUGCUUGCGGUCGGGAAAGAAGAACCAAUGGCUUUGGGCUCAUGACCCAAACCAGCAGUGCCUAACCGUGCAGUCUCUGAGCCCAGCCAACAUCAGCAAAGAAGAAAAGAGAAACAUCUUCCUGGCUAUUCCCGACCUGCCUUCUCUGGAACCCGACGAGUCGUACUCCUGUUUCUUUGAGGAUUUCGAAAGCCGUGCUGUGAGGACAGAAGCUGGAGUCGUUUGUCCUUCUCCGGAUCCAAGCAAAGCUCCCGCCAUCAGACCGGGAAUAGAUCACGUGCAGGUAAAGCUGCUUCUUCGCUUUGGCGGCGUGGUCAUCUCCACCGCAGCGUUCACCUUCUACGACUGCACGGCCGUGGCCCAGCUCUUCAAGACGGCACCGUGCCGUGGAUGCGCGAGCAGCGACUGGGGAUGUAACUGGUGCAUUCAGCAACACCUCUGCACACACAAGGCUACCUGCGAGGAGGGAACGAUCAUCUACAAUAAGCUGACACAGAUUCCAGUUCCAGAACCUUCCCAGCCUCCUGUAUUUCCCUCGGAACCAUUGUCUACAAUCCCUCCAACCACAGAAUCUCAACGAACGAGCCCCAGCACCGUUCCCGAGAUCACUACAACUACAACCACAACGGAGAGCACGCCACUGGUUGUCACUGACGCUUCUACCACACAUGUGCCUACAACUGUGCCAACCACAUCUCUUCUAACUACCACGGUAUCGACUCAGGAAACAUCUACCGCUCCUCAGUCCCAGCCAACCACACUUGAACCUACCACUGAGGACACUACACCGAUUUUAACAACGCAACUUCCUACAGAAGAACCAACCAGCCUCCCUACAGUGAACCCCACCACCCUCUCUAUAACUGUUUUUACAAGCCCUCCCAUCACAGAAGAUGAGACUCUUCCCGUCUCUACUGACAUAGAUGUACUCUUCGAGGAAUGGACCACUCAAAGCACAACCACGUCUAAUGUUGUAUCAGUGCCACCACUUGUCCCUGUACCAACAGUGUCUGAUAAUGAUCAGAAAGUGACGUGGACUCCCAGCACCUUCCUUCCGCAGCACGAGGAGUUCACAUCCGCUGUCCAUCCCAUUCCAACAACCAGCAAGCCAACUCAAGGUGCUCCUACUUUGCCCGAUUUCCCUGGUGAUCUAGGCAGUGAAAUUCCAUAUUCCGAAGAGCCUCCAACUAUCACAAUGGAGGGGGCCGAGGAAGAAAGCUUGGAUCACACCGAGGCAGACGGUUGGGUGGAUUCUACCGUCGUGGAAAAUGAGACAUCAUCCUUCUCAGCUUCUACCAUCCUUUCGGGAGACGGAGACAUCGAUGGCGUUUCACCCAGUUUCCCUGGUAUUAUAGAACAAGGGAUGGAUUAUCAAUUUGAUUCUCCGGGAUUUUUUGAGUUGAACGAUGAAAAAUUAUUCUGGGGUCCCGACGCUUGCCCGUGUGUGGAAAGCAUCCAGAGCUCCUCGUUGUUGCCGGUUAACGUGGAAAGAAAAAUCACUUUACUGGGAAAGAAUUUUCAUCAUUAUCAGGAGCAAGACUGGGACUACGAGUGCGUCCUCGUCCUAGAGGGCAAUAUGCUGGUGACCGACGCGUUGGUGGAACAAGAUCCAACGGACGACUCCAAGUAUUACAUUACGUGUCAACUGCACCAGUACAGUUACUCGGCUCCCCAGCCAGAGUUCAACGCCUUGGUGUUUGUGCAGAGACAGGAUGAUCUGCGAGUCGACAGCUCGGAGGAUCUCCAUGUAACUCUGUAUAACUGCUCCGUCGGACACUCGGAUUGCAGCCGCUGCCAAACCGCUGAUCCCAAGUAUCACUGCGUGUGGUGUGGAGGAGAAUAUCCAAGCUGCUUGUUUCAUGAAUCCUGUAAGGAACAAGUGGAAGGAACCUGCCCUGCGCCUCUCAUUCACUCUAUUGAGCCUCUUUCCGGCCCCAUAGAGGGUGGAACGAAAAUCACCAUAACUGGUUCCAACCUGGGUCAGAAACUUGAGGACAUUGCAGACACGGUGACUGUGGCUGAUAUCCCGUGCCAGGUGGACUCUAUAAAAUAUGAGAUUUCCAGCAGCAUUGUUUGUGUGACCGGCAAGAGCUGGUCUGAGACAUCUGGCCAUGUGUCUGUCAGAGUCCCCGGAGGAUUACAUGGUGUUUCCAGCCAAGUGUUUACCUACCAGAAUCCAAUAUUAACUACUUUUUCUCCGUCUCGGGGACCUAAAUCUGGAGGCACGAGAGUCACUUUGCUGGGAACCAAACUUCUCACCGGCCGCCUGAGUGAAAUCCGAGUAUUGAUUGGCGACAUUCCCUGCCUGAUUUUUUCAGAAAUUCAGGAGAACCAGCUGGAGUGUUUAACUGGUUCCAGUAACAGCACAGCAGAGCUUCCAGUAACCAUCCGCUACGGCGACCGGGAACUGAGAGCGUACGACUCGCUUUUCACCUACACCCCGGAUCCCAACAUUACGUCGGCCAGUCCAGCCAAGAGCUUCAUCAGCGGAGGUCGUGUGAUAUUGGUGUUUGGCCAGAAUCUGGAUGUGGUACAAGCUCCAAAAAUCCGAGUGACGGUUUCUCCAGUUGAAAGACGAAAGAGGCGUAGUCUUGUUAGGAACCGCCGUAUCGUCCCCGAGACAGAAUGUCCAGAGAACGUUCUUUGCCGUGUAGAACAGUUUGAAGAGGUCUGCCUGAUAAAUUCGUCUUCCCUGCUCCUUUGCAAGACUCCAGCCAUUAACCCCCUGCACUGUAAUAGCCGUAUAGAUAUGGAGUUUAUUCUGGAUAAUCUGCACUUUAACUUCAGUGUAAUAAAUACUGCUUCAUUCACAUACGAGCCAGACCCAGUGCUGAAACAGUUGAAUACAGAGGAUCCUGCUAAGCCGUAUCGACACAAGCCCGGCAGUGUUAUCUCCGUAGAGGGAGAGAACCUGGACUUGGCCAUUACCAAAGAAGAGAUGGUAGCAAUGGUUGGGGACGGGGUCUGCAUGGUGAAGACGCUAACGAGAAACCAUCUGUACUGUGAACCUCCAGAGAAACAGCCAUCUCCUCGUUAUCCGUCCAAGAGAGAGGGAGUGGAUUCUCUUCCCGAAUUUACAGUGCAGAUAGGAAGAAUUCACUUAGUCCUUGGGAAAGUGCAAUAUGACACAGAUAGCCAGCUUACCUUCCCCCUCGAGGCUCAGAUCGGACUUGGAGUGGGAGCUUCAUUUGUGGUUCUGAUUGUCCUCAUCAUUGUCUUGAUUUAUAGGAGAAAAAGCAAACAGGCUUUGCGAGAUUACAAAAAGGUCCAGAUUCAGCUGGAGAACUUGGAAACCAGUGUCCGGGAUCGGUGCAAGAAGGAAUUCACAGAUCUGAUGACCGAAAUGAUGGACCUCACCAGUGACUUAGUCGGAACGGGCAUCCCUUUUCUGGACUACAAGUCUUACGCUGAGAGGAUUUUCUUCCCCGGUCACAGAGAGUCUCCCUUGAAACGAGAUCUGGAUGUACCAGAAGGUCGUCGCCAGACGGUAGAACAGGGUUUGGUUCAGCUGUCAAACCUUCUCAACAGCAAACUGUUCCUCACCAAGUUUAUCCACACUCUGGAAAGCCAACGGACGUUCUCGGCAAGGGACCGCGCGUAUGUGGCCUCUCUCCUGACUGUAUCCUUGCACGGGAAGCUUGAAUACUUCACGGACAUCUUGAAGACCCUCCUCAAUGAUCUAGUGGAACAGUAUGUGGCCAAGAACCCAAAGCUGAUGCUCAGAAGGACAGAGACAGUGGUGGAGAAGCUGCUGACAAAUUGGAUGUCCAUCUGUCUGUAUUCCUUUGUCAGGGACUCAGUUGGGGAGCCUCUUUACAUGCUUUUCCGAGGCAUAAAGCAUCAGGUGGACAAAGGACCGGUUGAUUGUGUGACCGGCAAAGCCAAGUACACGUUAAACGAUAACCGGUUACUUCGGGAUGACGUGGAAUACAAAACUCUGACACUGAAUGCUGUAACUCAGACCAACUGUGGGGGUCCCGGAGAAGAGGAAGCUCAGGGGGUACCUGUGAAAGUCCUAGAUUGCGAUACCAUCACUCAGGUGAAGGAGAAAAUCUUGGACCAAAUUUACAAGGGAACGCCGUACUGUCUCCGGCCUAAUCCUGAAACCCUCGAUCUUGAAUGGAGAUCGGGGCUGGCAGGACACCUCAUCCUCUCCGAUGAAGACCUGACUUCCGUGCUCCAAGGAUCCUGGAAACGCAUUAACACGCUACAGCACUACAAGGUUCCGGAUACAGCAACGGUAGCUCUGGUUCCACGGCUGAGCAAACAUAUCCACCCCGAAAACCACGAUUACAUCCCCGGAGAGAAAACGCCGAUGCUGGAGGAUGCUGACGAGGGAGGGAUAAAGCUUUGGCAUCUUGUGAAAGCUACAGAGGAGCCGGAGCUCCCCAAACACAGGAGAGGAAGUUUACGGGACAGAGAGAGAGCUAAAGCCAUCCCCGAAAUCUACCUGACGCGCCUUCUGUCCAUGAAGGGGACUCUGCAGAAGUUUGUGGAUGACCUGUUCCAGGUGAUACUCAGCACCAGCCGCCCCGUGCCGCUCGCUGUGAAAUACUUCUUUGACUUGUUAGAUGAGCAAGCAGCUCACUACGGCAUCUCAGACCCGGAGACCAUCCACAUCUGGAAAACCAACAGUUUGCCCUUAAGGUUCUGGAUCAACAUCAUCAAAAACCCGCAGUUUGUGUUUGACGUGCAGACUUCGGACAGCGUCGACGCCGUCCUCUCGGUUAUCGCACAGACCUUCAUGGACUCCUGCACCAUCGCUGAUCACAAGCUGGGAAGGGAUUCUCCCAUAAACAAACUGCUUUAUGCCAGAGACAUCCCGCGUUACAAGCAGAUGGUGGAGAGGUAUUACGCUGACAUCCGGCAGACCAUCUCGGCAAGUGACCAGGAGAUGAAUUCUGCCCUCGCCGAGCUGUCCAGGAACUGCUCGGGUGAACUUAACUGUUUGGUGGCUCUCCAUGAACUCUACAAAUAUAUUAACAAAUACUACGAUCAGAUUAUCACGGCACUGGAGGAGGACACCACGGCCCAGAAGAUGCAGCUCGGAUACCGGCUGCAGCAGAUAGCGGCCGCCGUGGAAAACAAAGUCACGGAUUUGUGACGCGGGAACUCGUUACGGCUCUCUUCGGAAGAUUUUUAUAAAAUCGCAGAAGGUACGGCUGCCUCUGAGAAGCAGAAACCCUCGCACAAUGAACCGGUCGAGCGGAACGUAGAGAGGGGCAGGUGCUUACGUGGAAGUCAAAUAAAGAUAUUUUUAUAGGUA
Messenger RNA from Spea bombifrons (plains spadefoot toad), 7355 nucleotides. RefSeq names its product plexin B1 (gene PLXNB1). The record is from RefSeq and is a predicted model, not a curated record. The transcript has 38 exons. Bases 525 to 7193 code for a protein of 2222 amino acids. Gene Ontology annotation, biological process: semaphorin-plexin signaling pathway involved in axon guidance; regulation of cell migration; regulation of cell shape. Gene Ontology annotation, cellular component: semaphorin receptor complex. NCBI's taxonomy places the organism in Eukaryota, Metazoa, Chordata, Amphibia, Anura, Pelobatidae. Gene Ontology annotation, molecular function: semaphorin receptor activity; protein binding.